Lacerta agilis (Sand lizard) is the source of this 2451-nucleotide messenger RNA. RefSeq names its product vomeronasal type-2 receptor 26-like. The record is from RefSeq and is a predicted model, not a curated record. Gene Ontology annotation, cellular component: membrane. Gene Ontology annotation, molecular function: G protein-coupled receptor activity. Gene Ontology annotation, biological process: G protein-coupled receptor signaling pathway. NCBI's taxonomy places the organism in Eukaryota, Metazoa, Chordata, Lepidosauria, Squamata, Lacertidae. The transcript is spliced from 6 exons. Bases 1 to 2451 code for a protein of 816 amino acids.
AUGCAGGAAGUCCAAGGUUCAAUUCUUGGCAUCUCCAGCACAGUGACCAAAUUCUACCAGCACUCCCUGGCCUUGGCAUUUGCCAUAAAGGAGAUCAACGAGAACCCCAAGCUCUUGCCCAAUGUUACGCUUGGUUUCCACAUCUAUGAUAGCUACCAUGAUGUGAGGAUGACCUAUCGAACCACUCUAGCCCUGCUCUUCAAAUUGCAUAGAUUUGUCCCAAACUUUGAAUGUGGCCAUCAGAAAAACAUCAAGGCCAUCAUUGGUGGACUGGGCUUUUCUACCUCCUUCCAUGUGGCAGACAUCUUGGGGCUCUACAAGGUUCCACAGCUCGCAUAUGGUUCCUUUGCCUCAGGGGAUAUUAGAACAAUGCAUAUAUCUUCCUUUUAUGGUUUGGUCCCAAAUGAAGCCCAUCAGUAUAUGGGGAUUAUCAGCUUAUUUCGAUAUUUUAGAUGGACAUGGGUCGGACUCUUUGUUGUGGAUGAUAACAUUGGAGAACUUUUCUUGAAGACCCUAGAGCCAUUGCUUUCCCAGAAUGGAAUCUGUUCAGCCUUCACAGAAAGACUACCACAACAAACCCAGCUGCCUUCUCUGAAUGAUCCUGUGGUCAAAGCUUCAAAUGUGCUUGAACUUUUAAGAAAAAUAGAUGUCAGUGUAAUUAUCAUUUAUGGAGAAACUUUGACCUUUCUAUGGCUGAGAGCAUAUAUAAUUAUGUUAGAUCCCUUCAGAAAAGAAAGCACAUCAUUUGGAAAGGUGUGGAUCAUGACAACACAGAUCGAUUUCAUAAUGACAGGCAUGGACAGAUCCUGGGAUUUUCAGAUCUUUGAAGGUGCUAUUUCCUUCACAACUCACUCAAAAAAUAUUCUAGGUUUCAAGGAAUUUAUUCAGACUGUGAAACCAGAUUGGACACAAAGAGAUGGUUUUCUCCAAAAUUUCUGGGAGCAAGCCUUUGACUGCUUAUUUCUAGAUCCAGAGAUGCCUCUGAUGGAUGAUGGCACAUGUACUGGAGGAGAGAAGCUAGAGAAUCUCCCUGCAGGUGUUUUUGAAAUGCACAUGACUGGACACAGUUAUAGUAUCUAUAAUGCUGUCUAUGCUAUUGCUCAUGCUCUGCACACCAUGGACCGCUCCAGAUCCAAGCACAGAUCAAUGGUAAUUGAUAAGAGUGCUGUACCUAACCGUCUGCAGCCUUGGCAGCUCCAUCCAUUUCUUCAAGGCGUUUCAUUUAACAACCCAGCAAAUGAAGUUGUGUCCUUCAAUGCAGAAAGGGAGAUGGAAGGUGGAUUUGACAUUCUAAACAUGGUCACAUUCCCAAACAAAUCAUUCCUUAAAGUAAAAAUUGGACGGGUGGAUCUCAAUGCUCCUGAAGGACAACUAUUCAUCAUUAAUGAGGAUGGAAUUGUGUGGCACAGGUUGUUUAACCAGGUGCAUCCCCUAGGUAUGUGCAAUGUGCAUUGCCACCCUGGGCAUCAAAAGAAAAUGAAGGAAGGUGAGAAGUUUUGCUGCUAUGACUGUGCUCCAUGCCCAGAGGGGAAGAUUUCAAACCAGACUGAUAUGGAUGACUGCUUCAGAUGCCCAGAAGAUCAAUAUCCAAACAAGAAUAAAAAUGGGUGCACCCACAAAACUAUACAUUUUUUAUCUUAUAAAGAGAAUUUAGGGGUUACAUUAGCCGCCAUUGCUAUUUCAUUUUCCCUCAUUACAGCCUUGAUGCUAGGAAUAUUUAUUAAGCACAGAGACACCCCCAUAGUGAAAGCCAACAACCGGGGACUCACCUACACUCUCCUCAUCUCCCUCCUGCUCUGCUUCCUCUCAUCUUUGCUUUUCCUUGGCCAGCCUGGGAAAGUGACCUGCCUUCUCCGACAAUCUGCUUUUGGCAUCAUCUUCUCCAUGGCGGUUUCUUGUGUGUUGGCCAAAACCACCAUAGUUUCUCUUGCAUUUAUGGCCACAAAGCCUAGAUCUAGGAUGCAGAAAUGGGUGGGGAAAAGACUAGUCUAUUCAAUUGUCCUUUCCUGCACCUCCAUUCAAGCGAGUAUUUGCACCUUGUGGCUGGCAACCUCUCCGCCAUUCCCAGAUUUAGAUAUGCAGUCAGUAACUGAAGAAAUCAUUGUUCAAUGUAAUGAAGGGUCUGCUGCCAUGUUUUAUGGUGUCCUUGGUUACUUAGGCCUUUUGGCCAUUGCCAGUUUCCUUGUGGCAUUCCUUGCCCGCAAGUUACCAGACAGUUUUAAUGAAGCCAAGUUCAUCACCUUCAGCAUGCUAGCAUUUUGCAGCGUAUGGCUCUCCUUUGUUCCAACCUACCUGAGCACCCGAGGAAAAUACAUGGUGGCUGUGGAGAUCUUCUCAAUAUUGGCUUCCAGUUCUGGGUUGCUGGGUUGCAUCUUUUCCCCUAAAUGCUACAUCAUUGUGAUGAGGCCUGAACUAAACAGCAGGGAACAACUAAUAAGAAGAAAGUGUUGA